Molecule: messenger RNA, 6519 nt
Organism: Hansenula ciferrii
Lineage: Eukaryota; Fungi; Ascomycota; Saccharomycetes; Phaffomycetales; Wickerhamomycetaceae
Exons: 1
Coding region: 1-6519 (2172 amino acids)
Biological process (GO): phosphorelay signal transduction system; protein phosphorylation
Molecular function (GO): protein binding; phosphorelay sensor kinase activity; ATP binding
Source: RefSeq, a predicted model, not a curated record
AUGAUUGAACACAACAACUCACAAAAUUCCAGUAUGGAUGAACCAAUGAAUUCAUUACACAGACCAAGUCCCAAAUUGAUCUCACCAAAUGCAUCUGGAGAAAAUCGUUCAGAAUUAAUAUUCAAUGAUUUAUUAUCACCUGUAACUCAUUUAUCAACAGAUUCAAGUAAUACUUCAGAAGGUACUCCAUCAGAUCAAAAUUUUUAUGAUUAUUUAUUAGGGUCAGCCACAAAAAAAAAUUCACAUAUAACAAAAGAUUUAUUUGAAGUUUUCAACUUUAGUAAUCAAAAUUCAGUUUUAGCUGAUGCUUCACGUGAAGUUAUCCCUGAUUAUACCCUUUUAUCAAACAUUUCAAGUGAUUUAUAUAGAGGUUUUAAUAAAAAAACUAAAAGAAGUGUCUUGGUUAAAUAUACUUCAUAUGUCUCCGCGGGUUCGAUUUCAAGAUUUUUCAAUGAAUGGUAUUCAUUAUCCGGUUUAAACGUUAGUAAUGAUCAACAAACAACAAAUCCAAAGGAAAAGAUACCUAAAACACUACCCAAUGAUAUAGAAGGAAUCUUAUAUCCAUAUGAUUUCAUUACAUUAAAAGAUAAUGAAGGUUAUGUGAUGGUUUAUGAAGAUAUUUUGAAUUUAAAAUCAUUAAAAGAAAUAUUUGUUGUUAAUGGUGAUAAUGAUCAAAAUAGAAUUUUGAAUACAAUUCUAAAAACUUUAGAAGUUUUGAAAAAAAUUCAUCAAUCUGGUUUCACUCAUAAUGGUCUUACAGCUUCAAAUAUUCUUGUUAAUGAUAUGGGUGAAGUUUAUAUAACUGGUUGGGAUUUUUGUUUCCCUUAUGCAACUGAAGAUUGUACAAGAGGUUAUAGAACUUUAAAUAAGAGAUAUUUGAUUGAUUGGCUACCUUAUAUGGCACCUGAAGUUAGUGGUGAAAUUAAUAGAUUAGCAGAUUAUAGAGCUGAUUUUUAUAGUAUAGGUAUUAUUUUAUAUCAAUUAUUGAUUGGGUUUUUACCAUUCAUUGCAUCAGAUGGAAGAGAAUUAAUUAAUAAACAUAUUAGAGAUUUCCCUGAAGCACCUGAAGUUGCCGGUGUGGAUAAAUUCUUAAGUGAUGUUAUUAUGAUUCUUUUAUCUAAAAAUGCAUCUGAUAGAUAUCAAAGUUGUGAUUAUUUAGCUGAUGAUUUACAAUAUGUUCUCACUGGAAAGGAAUUUGAUCAAGAAUUAAUGAAACAAAGACAUUUACCUUUUAAAUUACCAAGAGGUUUAUAUGGUAGAGAUUCAAGUUUGGAGAAAAUUAAACAAUAUUAUAAUAAUAUGGAAAAUGGUAUUCGUCUGUUAUUAAUGACUGGUGAUACAGGAACUGGGAAAACUAAAUUAGUUAAUGAAGUUCAAACUUUUGUUGCAUCAAAUAACCAUUAUUUUGUUCAUUGGAAAUGUUCACCAAGAAUCAAUGGAUUUGGUUGUUAUUUAUCAAUUUUGAAAAGUGUUAUUCAUCAAGUUUUAGCAAGUGCAGAUGCUGACAUCGUAAGAUGUAGAGAGGCAAUUUUAGAUGUUGUUGCAUCAAGUUUAUCACCUUUAUUUGAAUUUAUCCCAGAAUUAAAUGAUUUAUUAGGUCCAAAUUAUGCAAAACAUAUUACAAAUAUAAAUGCAGGUGGUAAAGAUUUAUUACCUCAAAAACCAGAAUUAAGAUUUAAAUAUUUAAUCAAAUCAUUAUUUGCAGCUUUAGGUAAAAGUUUCCCAAUCACUUUAUUUUUCGAUGAUUUCCAAUGGUUUGCAGUAUCAGAUUUAGAUAUGUUGAGAGAAGUUAAUUCAUUAAUAACUAAAGAUAAUUUAGAUUCAAGAUUAGUUAUAUUAGCAACUUUUGAUACUUCACUGGGGAUAAAUUUGAAAAAAUUCAAAAGAAAUAUUGAUUUUGAAGUUGAUGAAAUUCAAAUGCCAAAUUUACCAUUAGAACCAUUUAUUAGAUAUACUAAAGAUUUUAUGGUUCCCAAACAACUGAAUUUACAAGAAGAAAGUGAUCGAAAUUCCAAAAGUGUUAACAUUCAAGUGGAAUGCGUCGCUGAAUUUCUUUAUGAUAAAUCUCAAGGAAAUGCAUUAACUACACUUUUAAUGAUUCAACAAUUACGCCUUGAUGAUGGAAUUAAUUAUGACCCAACUUCAAAUACUUUACCAACUUGGAACGUUGAUUUUGAAAAACUAAAAAGAGUUCCUUAUACAAAUACAGAACUUUAUAGAUCAAGAUUAGAUAAAUAUUUUGAUAAGGAUGAUUUAGAAUUAUUGAAAUACAUUUCUUGUAUUUUUGAUAAAACAAGUUUUUCAUUACAUGAUUUAUCUGUUGUUUCUGAAACAAAAUUAACUACAGUGGCUAAAUUCAUUUCAAAAGCUAUUGAAUAUAAUUUGAUUUAUCCUAUAAAUAUUUUUUAUAAAUUUCCAUUCCAUUUAGAAUCUGAUACAUUACCAUUUAAUAUAGAAGAAGGUGAUAUCAAGGAUUUAUCUAAGUUAGCAUUAUUUUCACCAGUCCAUGAUUCUUUCCACACUUUUUUACAACUUGAAAUUUUAACAGAAGAUGAAGCUAUUCAAUAUCAUAAAAAUUGUGGGUUACGUCUUUUUUAUUCUAGAGAUAAUGAUUUCAUUGAAAGAGAUAUGAAUGGAUGUUUAGAAAUUGCUAAUCAUUUUUCUAAAUCAAGUUCAGCAGCUAUGACAAAAGAAGAAUCUAAUAUUUAUAUUGGUGUCUUGAAAGCUGCUCAGACUUUUUGUUAUAAACUUUUUGAUUUUAUUCCUGCUUUAAAAUUCUUGAAUGUUUCUAAAAAUUUACUUGAGAAUACAUCAGAUAAAAAGGCACUUUAUACAUUACACGUGGAGAUUGUUAAAUGUUCAGUAAUGGUUAAAAACUAUGAAGGAUGUUUAGAUUUCAUUCAAAGACAUUCACAAAGUUUCCAACAGGAUCCUACCAUUGUUUUAUAUACAAUGCGUUGUCUAGAAACUUUAGGAAGAAUUCAUGAAUGUGUUGAAGUUGGUAUUGAUUGUUUAAAGAGAAAAAAUAUUGAUAUUGAAAUUGAUAGUGAUUGGAAUAUUAAAAACAUUGAAGUUUUGAAAAGUUCAUUCCCAACAUCAAUUGCUGCAAUAAAAACUUUAGCUGAUUUACCAAAAGCCAAAAGUAGGAAAGUUACAUUAAUUCAAGAAAUCAUGGCUGAAGUUAUAAUGGCUAUUGUCCCUACUGGUAAAAUUGAUUUAAUUUCUUCACUUGGUUAUACAAUGGUUGCCCAUGCAGUGGAAAAUGGUAGAUCAGGUUUUAUUGCAUUAGCAUUUUUAGCUAUUGCACUUUCAGAGAUUAAAUUUUCAAGAAGUAGAGCACAAGAAUAUGCAAAUUUAGGUAUUAAAUUGUUGAAUGAAAAAGCCGAAUCUUUUGAUUUUGCAAAUCAAGUUUAUUAUGUUUAUUGUUUUACAAUUGGUACAUUUCUUGAGCCUAUUGAAAAACUAUUAAGAUUUCAUGAUAUGACAAUUAUGUCAUAUAGACAUUAUUCAAGUAGAUUUGCUACUGGUUUUGUUAUGACAGUUGCAAUUAAGCCAAUCAUGAAGUUAUUCAAUGGUGAAAAUGUUCAAACUGUUUAUAAUCAUUUAAUGAGAUCUGUUAAUAGAUCUGAAAUGGAAAAUAGUACAAAUUUAUAUUGGUUCAAACAUUCUGCAAGAUUUUUCAGAGCCUUGUUAAAUUUACCUUAUGAUGAUAGAUAUGAUUUACAAAAAGAUCCUGAUUUCAAACUUGAAGAUCAAACUUUACAUUUCAAAUGUUUUUAUCAAGCUUUAGAACUACACAUUGAAUUAAUUAAUGAGAAAAGUGAAAGAAGAGUUAAAGCUACAGAUGAACUGUUUGAUAAAUUUCAAAAAGAUUAUCCAGUUACUAUAUUUUCAAUUCUGACAAUGUCAACAAGGGCGUUUUUAUCAAUUGAUGAUCCACACGUAUCAGAUGAGAUUAAAAGAGAAAUCAUCACUGAUUAUUUGAACUUUCUACAAUUUUGCAGAUCAAAUUCACCCAAAUUAUUCGAAUCUAAAUUACAUUUAUUUGAAGCCGAAUUAUUGAAAUUAGAUGGUGGUUCAGAUUUAGAAGUUUUAGAUGCUUACUCUGAUGCAAUUGAAAAAGCCGAAUCAAUUGGAUUAGCUUAUGAUUUGGGUAAUAUUCAUGAAAGAUGUGGCUCGUGGUUAUAUGGUGUAUCACCCAAUAAAAAAAGAGCUUCAAAACAUUUAAAAGAAUCUGCAAAAUGUUUUCAAAUUUCUGGACACUUGAAGAAAAUUUAUCUUUUGAAAAAACAAUAUCCUGAUGUUUUUGAUAAAGUUGAUUUUGAAGAAUUAGGUGGUAGAGAAAGGAAGAAAAGUGAAGGUAAUAUUCAAUCGUUAAAUUUAUUAUUAUCAACAGUUUUGCAAAAAGAUAGUGAUCAAAUUGAUGAAAUUUUUGAUACUGAUGUUGAAAGUUCAAAUAUUGUUGGUGUUAUAAAAGCUUCAUUAGCAAUUUCUGAAAGUAUUAAAUUUGAUUCAAUUAUUGAAAAUUUAAUAAAACAUACUAUACAAAUUUCUUCUGCUGAAUAUGCAGUGAUGGCAUUAACUAAUGAAAUGGGUGAACUAGAAUAUAAGGCUGUUGGUAGUCCACAAUAUGUUAAUGUUUUACAAUCACAAGAUUCUAAUUUAUUAUUCCCAGACGGAUUAAUUCGUGAAGUUAUUCGCAAUGGUAGAGCACUGAGUAAUUUUGAUAAUUAUUAUAAUUUUGAAAAAAUAUAUAGAUCAGAUUCAUAUUUUUUCCAACAUCAACCAAAAUCAAUGUUAUGUGUUCCAAUUAAAAAUGAAAUUGAAACUUUAGGUGCUUUAUAUUUUGAAUCACAAAAAGAUUCAAAUGUUUUCACAGAGAAAAAAUUAAGUUUACUUUCACUGCUAUGUACACAAGCUGCUUUUGCCUUAGAUAAAGCACGUUUAUAUUCAAGAACAAUGAUGGCUAAAAAAGCUGCUGAAGAUGCAACAGCUGAAAAAGCUACAUUUCUUGCAAAUAUGUCACAUGAAAUUAGAACACCUUUCAAUUCAUUAUUUGCUUGUGCAGGUUUUUUACUUGAUACUAAAUUAGAUGCAAUUCAACAUGAAUAUGUUGAAACUAUUCAAUCGUCUGCAAAAGUUACAUUAAAUAUUAUUGAUGCUAUUUUAACAUUUUCUAAAAUUGAACACGGUUCAUUAUAUUUAGAAAAUUCAUCAUUUUCAUUAAAUGAAUGUAUUGAAAGUGCAAUGCAUUUAAUUGCAGAACAAGCUGUUAAUAAGAAUUUAGAAUUGGCAUUUUUUAAUGAAACUCAAGAAGCAGAUGUUGUCAAAGGUGAUUUAACAAGAUUUAGACAAAUUAUAAUAAAUUUAUUAGGUAAUUCAGUUAAAUUUACACAAAAUGGUUCAAUUAUUGUUAAAAGUACUGCUAAAAAAAUUUCACAAGAUAAUAUUUAUGAAUUUACUAUAAGUAUAAAAGAUACAGGUAUUGGUAUUCCAAAGAAUUCAUAUAAUAAAGUAUUUGGUGCAUUUAGUCAAGUUGAUGGAUCAUCAAGAAGAGUUUAUGGUGGUUCAGGAUUAGGUCUUGCUAUCUCCAAAAAAUUAGUUGAAUUAAUGGGUGGUAAUUUAACAUUUGAAAGUAAUGAAGGUAAAGGUACAACUUUUUUCUUAACAAUUACAUCAGAAGUUUUAGAUAAAAAACAAGCUGAAAAAAUUGAAUUAAAUGGUAAAGCUGUUGUAUUUGAUGAUAGUAAUUAUGGACGUGAAUCAUUAAAAUUAGAAUUAGAACAUUUAACAAAUCUUGAUGUUAGUUUAUUAGGUGAAGUUGAUUCUGAAUUUGCUCAAAAGAAUGAUGUUGUUUUCAUUAAUAUUAAUUAUCAUGAUAAAGUCAAAGAUAAAUCAAUGUUUAAUACAUCAGAUGAUCAUCAUGUUGUUUUGUUAAGUCCAUAUGGAGUAUUAGUUCCUGAAGAUUUACAUGAAAGAGAAUUGCCAAUAUUAUUAUUACCAUUCCAAAGAGCUAAAUUAAAAUCAAUUUUAAAUAAUUUCAAAAUACCUAAAGUUAUAAAUUCACCUGAAAAACCUAAAUUAAAUACAUUAUCAAGUAGUGAAAAAGUUUUAUUAAGUCAAGAAAUUCCAUUAGAAAUUUUAUUAGUUGAAGAUAAUAUGAUUAAUACCAAAGUUGCAUUACAACAUUUGAAAAGAUUAGGAUAUAAAGCAGAUUCAGCGAUUCAUGGAGUUGAUGCAUUGGAGAAAUGUUCUAACAAGAUUGAUUCAACAAGUAAAAAUUAUGAUUUAAUAUUAAUGGAUAUUCAAAUGCCAUUAAAAGAUGGGAUUGAAACUUCAAAAGAUUUAGAAUCAUUAUAUGGAGGUACUAAAUUUUUACCAAAGAUUGUUGCAUUAACUGCAAAUGUUGAGAUGGAAGAUAGAGAUCGUUGUAUUUCAUGUGGAAUGUCAGAUUUUAUAUCAAAACCAAUAUUACCAGAAAAACUUGCAAAAGUUUUACGUACAGCUGCUGGUCAGUGA